Messenger RNA from Eimeria acervulina, 1146 nucleotides. RefSeq lists its product as hypothetical. Lineage: Eukaryota; Apicomplexa; Conoidasida; Eucoccidiorida; Eimeriidae. The transcript has 4 exons. The record is from RefSeq and is a predicted model, not a curated record. Bases 1 to 1146 code for a protein of 381 amino acids.
AUGGCGGCGCCCCUGCUGGGGGCGGAGGAGGAGCGGCAGCUGUUUGCUGCAGAUGGAGUUCGGGCGAUCAUGCAGUGGCCCCCCGGAUAUUCAGUAAAUGCAGCGGAUUGGGUGACAGAGACAAAUGAUGCAUUCACGAGGCCCCUCUCUCACUUCGUCGGGGAGUUCCUGUCUGUGCCUGCAGCAGCAAGACCUGCAACGCCACUUCGCAGCAGCAGCAGCAGCAGAAGCAGCAGGCAGCAGCAACGAGGACGCCCUUGGUGGGGCUCAAUGGUCGGCCCCGACAGCAACGGGGGCCCCGGCUUGUUCACUGAGGCACUCCUCUUUAGAGAGCCUCAGGGGGCCCCUGAGGGGAGGGGGCCCCCUCCCUCAGGGAGUUGUUGCUGCAGCCCAGUAGGAGGGGGGCCCCCACAGCAGCAGCAGCAGCAGCAGCAGGAGUGGCACGGCCCGCCCACCAGUGGGGAGGAGCUGGAUGUGGCUGCUUCAGAUCCCUCAGCUUUCCUUCAGCAACAAAGCAGCAGGGGCCUCAAUAGGAGCAGCAGACGCAGCAGGCAGGGGAGGCGGGCUACUGUAGCAGCUGCAGGGCUUAAGACAGCAGCAGAGCGACAGGGCUCAGCGGGGUUCUGCUCCAGCUGUGGGGCCCCACAAGGGCCCCAGAUGCAGCAGAGAAGAUCACUGUCUCAGCAGCAAACAGGAGAGGGGCCCCCAGUAGGGCAUAGGAGUUACAGAAACAACGCAGCUGUGGGGAGCCCUGCUGCUCAGGGGGCCCCCAACGCCGCUGCUGCUUCUUGCAAGCUACUGCUGCAGAGACAGAAAGAUGUGCUAAAGCAGCAGUAUCAACAGGUAGAACAGCUGAGGAAGCAGCUGCAGGAACUUGAGCAGGCGCUGGCAACGCUGCAGCUGCAGGGCAACGCCAACAAUCUGCAGCAGCAACAGCAGCAGCAGCAGCAGCAGAAGCAGCAGCUGGCCUUUCCGCGGGUGUCGGGCCCAUCACUGACACUGUCAGAUCUUCAGCCUGUCGACUCCAUAGAGGAGGAGGACUCCGUUUGCUGGAGCCUUGACCCUCGCGAUUACAAAAACAUGACAGCCGCUUCGGUGCAGUGGAUUCCGCCAGCGGGGAUAUCAUCGCGCCAUUCGGAGCACUGA